ACCGCCGCUCUGUCUCUCUCUCUGCAGUUCUCCACAUUUCACGUCUAUCCUCUGACCUGUCUGUGGGUGAAACCAGUUACUGAUGACAGCAGCGGACUCUAUGCCAUCAAAAUUACAUGUCCAGAGGAGAGUUUCACCCUGGUGGCCUCGACACCACAAGAGAAGAACAAGUGGCUGCGAUCUCUUAACCAGGCGGUGGAUCAGGUGUUGGGCGGUGGAGGUCAGGGGUCGUCGCCGGGGAUGACGGCAAUGUCUCGCAAGGCCUCCUACACGUUCUCCGGAGAGGGACGGUUUAAAGACGCCCAGUACACUGGGGGCUGGCUGGCAGGACGGGUUCAUGGCAGAGGUACCAUGAAGUGGCCAGAUGGACGUACCUACAGCGGGAACUUUAAGAAUGGACUGGAGGAUGGCUAUGGAGAGUGUUUAAUACCUAACAAAGUGCUGAAUAAGCCUGACAGCUACCAAGGACACUGGAGAGAUGGCAAGAUCCAUGGUUUCGGCAAGUACAAGUAUGCCAGUGGCGAAGUGUACGAGGGCUGUUUCUGUGAUGGACAGCGACACGGUUAUGGCAUGCUGAGCUCCGGUAAGCUGACCAAGACCUCCUCCAGCGUUUUUCUUGGCCAGUGGGUCCAUGACAGGAAGACAGGAUACGGAGUCUACGAUGACAUCACCAGAGGUGAGAAGUACAUGGGACAGUGGUUGGACGAGCAGCGGCAUGGCAGCGCUGUGGUUGUCACCCAGUACGGUGUGUACUAUGAAGGGACCUACAGAGACAACAAGAUGAGUGGUCCCGGUCUGUUGGUGGCAGACGACGACACGGCUUUCCAUGGGGAGUUUUCUGAUGACUGGAUUGCCAACGGGAAGGGCGUUUUAUCCCUGGCUAACGGUGACUGCUUGGAGGGCCUGUUCAGUGGAGAGUGGACCACAGGGCUGAAGGUGGUUGGAACGUACACCAAACCAGCCAUCGAUGACCCAGAAAACAAAGAGAAGAACCUCCUGCUCAGGUUGGGUCAGUACGUGGUGCCCGCAGGUCAGAGGUGGGCCUGUGUGUUCGAUGAAUGCUGGAGUCGUCUGGGCUGUGAUGCUGCUGGGAGAGGAGAGAGGACAACAGCCUGGGAGAAUAUCGCUGUUACUAUAACAAGCGCACGUCGACAAAGCCCAGACCUGAGUAGGUCUCAGAGGAAAGUGUUGGAGUGUUUGGAGUUUAUUCCUCAGCAUGGUGAACCAGUCACCACCGCAAACUAUGACAACAUACGAAGAUACCUCAUCAAGGCAUGUGAGACCCCUCUCCACCCUCUGGGCUGGCUGGUGGAGACGUUGGUGACCGUCUACAGGAUGACUUACGUCGGUGUGGGUUCCAACCGCAGGCUGCUCAGGCAGGCCGUCCAGGAGGUUCAGGCCUACCUCACACAUUUCUACAGCAUUCUCCGGUUUCUGUUUCCGGGGCUACCAGAUGAUGGCGGCAUCAUCCCAGACCCCCUUCCCUCUCCAACUAAGAGCAGAAACAACUCUAAUAUAGAAGAGCAAGACAGCGUUCUGGUGGUGAGCUGCUCCUCUCUGCUCCUCCCUGUGCUGCUUCCUCGACUCUACCCUCCUCUCUUUACCUUGUACUGCCUGCAGGAGGAGCAGGCGGAGGCCCAGUACUGGGAGCGCAUCCUCCGACUCAACAAACAGCCCGACCAGUCACUGCUCAGCUUCCUUGGGGUGCAGGAGAAGUUCUGGCCAGUGUGGAUGUCAAUACUGGGAGAAAAAAAGCAGAUUGUGUCUAGCAGUAAAGAUGCCUGCUUCGUUUCCGCUGUAGAGACACUUCAACAAAUCAGCACCACCUUCACGCCGUCAGACAAACUCCUCGUCAUCCAGAACACGUUUGAGGAAUUGACCCAGGAAGUAAAACCUAUGCUGGAUGACAACUUCCUCUGGUGUAUGGAUGACCUGCUCCCUCUCUUCCUCUAUGUGGUGCUCAGGGCGAGGAUCAGGAACCUGGGAGCUGAGGUCAGUCUGAUAGAAGAUUUGAUGGAUCCCAACGUUCAGCACGGAGAGUUGGGACUGAUGUUCACCACUCUGAAGGCCUGCUACAUCCAGAUCCAGCAGGAGUCGACUAUGUAGGAGCAGGACAGGAAGACGCCACACAGUCGGCAAAAAGUGGAAACAGCAAGGAAAGCACUGCCGGGGGCGGCACGGUGCUUCACACACAGGAACUGCCAGAACAAAACCAGUCAAAACCACUGGGAAGCUGUUUUCUUUCUAGAACCGAAAAGAUCUUCUUGCACUUGUAGCAUGUUUUUACCACUCGUAGCAUUGUGCAGUGUACGGCGAGCUCUGCGUUUCACUGGUCCCAAAGCAACUGCAGGAGGGUAACACAGGUGGACUUAGCACAGCAGAUCCAAUCUGGGCCUCCUGAUCAAAGAUCAGACCUUUGGUUCAUCGGUAAGCAGCUGCAGCAGCUGGGGAGCAGACUGGAUGGAGGGUUUUGCUUUUUUUAGCAAAAUAAAACUUCACACAGUUGUAGAGUUUUACGGUCAGCGUGAAAACAGAGUAAACAGCUUAAGGCACUUUAUGCCUCAGCUGAGGUUUGAGAUUGCUUCCCCAGAAGCCAAACCAAACUCACCAACUCAGAAAACUGAUAAAAAGGGAACAAAAGCUUAAUUUCUCAUGAAACAGUAUGUUCAUGCAAACAUAAAUUAUAUGCAAAGCAUCUUACUUUGUUUACAUAUAAAUAAAAAAUCAUCCCCUCUCACUCUUCCAAACUAAUUUAGACCUUUUUACACCUUUCAGUUAUUAUGAAUAAUGUACACUUUUCUGUACUACAAACCAAACCUGUGCAUGCUCCUGCAUGUUGAAAUAACUGUUUGUCUCAGGUCCACACUUCUGGUACUAUAACUAACAUAAACUGACCAGUAGGACAGUAGCAUGUAACUACAGAGGGAAAGGAUAUUGUACUUUACCUGAAAUAAGUCAUGAGCGCACACUGAUAACCUAAGCGUCAAGGAAAUGUUUAUUCCUCUGUUGAUAUUUCAUUCAGUUUGUUAUUCUGUGUGUUUCUGUGUGAGCGAGCAUUUAUGAACAAGUCUGACAAGGAGCACUUGUAACGUUGCACUGACAACUUUCUAGUUUGGUUUCACCGACCAGCCAGGAGAGUGUUUGAAGAGAGAUUAUAUUAUAUAUAUAAAAAUAGUUGAAGGUUGGCUGAAAAAGUGAUGAAUACUUUGUGUGAAGUCAAUCAUUUUUAAAGAAUUAAGUCACAUUGUGACACAUUUUAAGAAGGUCAUAUUAUGCUUUUUGGGUAUUUUCCUCUCCUUUAUUGUGUUAUGUGUAUUUUUUGUGCCAGUGAUAAGUUUGCAAAGUGAAAAAGCCCAAAGUCCACCCCAAAGGGAGUUUGUAGUCCAGUCUUCUGUAAAUUAUCUGCGUAACAAUGUAGCACACGCCUUAAUGCUCGCCUAGAGGCUAGUGUGGUACGACCAUUGGCUAUAUAUAAAAGAAAUGGACGAAGUCAUCGUGACGUCACCCGUUGGUUUGUGGACUGUCGUUUUGAAGCCUCGAGUCUGGCCUAUAGGAUGCCGCCAUGGUGAUUUUUUGCAACCAGAAGUGCCUUGACGUGACCAUAUUUGGACCAGAUGGUGGAGCUAACGGCUGUGUGCGGAGCUAGCUAGCUUGCUUAGCUAGGUGCAUCUGUAAUUCACGUUAACUGUCAUUUUAACAAUUUAGUCUAGCAAACAAAAGUCUUAAAACUAAAUGUACUCACCAGAGAAAGUGAACAGCCAACUCCUAAUCAGCUUUUUCAACCACUGGUUAGAUUGGGUAUGAGUCACUCUAGCCUGAUUGACAAAUUGCCAUGGUAACAACUUGAAUCACAGAUAAUCCCACCCUGAAGCAUACUCUAUUUUACUCAAUUAAUUAAUUUAAUUAUUCAACUGAGAAGUAGGGUCAUUUUACCAUUAUUGCUAAUGGAGCCGGACUUCUUUUUGCAACCAGAAGAGUCGCCCCCUGCUGGCCGUUCAAUAGAGUGGAGGUUUCUGGGACUUCCGCAUUGGCUUCACCCGCUUGGGUACGACCUUCAGGCAGUCAAUGGACAUAAAGUUGUUACUGUUAUGUAGAGAUAGUGCACAAUUAAGCGUUACAUAUGAAAGGUAAAUUUUUUACAAAUUAAUUACUUACCACUCUUAAACGUGUGAAGCUGGUUUGUGUAGUUCUACCUGUGUGUCGAGAUCACAAUUGGGCUAGAACAUGUACGGCUGAACCGAAGACAGAGUUACUGGCUGAAGUGGCUUUGUUUUGGAUCAGACUACCUUGCUUGUCAGGACCCACCCUACCCUGCUUCUGAUUGGCUAGUAGUCCUUACCUAGGUAUGUAGGUAGGAUGGUGGGUAGGUAAGAUUGAAUAGGAGUGAGAUGCUUCACUCGGCAGCUAAAACUGAACAUAGAAAUAUGGUGUUUUUUGAAAAUGAAACCAUUUAAACCUGUUCUUGUACAACCCCUAAAUAAGAUUUUGAACCUAAAAAUUAGCAAAAUAUGACCUCUUUAAACUCUUUCACUGCUUUCUUGUGACCUACUGCACUUACUUAAUUGACAAAAAAUAUGCCAUGCGAAUCAAGUAUCAAUGUGUGUGUUUAAAUGCAGAUCCAGAUUUUAAAACAAUAUUAUCAUAUUAUAUGAGUUUAUCUGGAUCCUUUGAAUCCAUGUGUACGUGUUGUAAAUGUAUUUUCAUAUCCAGAUCUUUAAGGGACAUCAAAGUAUUCAUUUUCAAAGGUAAAUGACAUUUUUAAAUGAAUUGUAUUACUUCAUAAAAUUAAUAUUAUAAUUUAAUUUAAAUUAUUUAUUGGAGACAAAUAAAAAAUUUUAAUCAAUGUUUUGUCUUAGAUCUGAAAAUCUCCUACAACUCUGAAAUCCUGCCAGCAGUGAUUGUUAGAUAAUUCACAGUAAUUAUGGAAGCACUGAUUAUAAAAAUCCACUACGGUGUAUUUAAGAUAUAGAACCAGUGUUACAUCGUACAUUAAGACACGAUAGUUUUUUAGGAGCAGAUGUGUUCAGAGUACAGCAUGUGCUGCUGUUGUUUUACUGACAUGAGAUUGAUUUUAUGUGAGGAAUAAAACUAAAAGCUCAGAUUGAACUGCACAAUGCAGCAAAACGCAGCUGUUGGGUUGAAAAUGUCGUUAUUUCUCUACCAUUUCAGCGUUAGUGAAAUGUGUUUGUACUGUAUUGUCACUUGUGUCUUUGCAGAACGUAUACCCUCAAAACCUGUAUGUGUUGGGACAGUCAAUUCAAUGUUCUUCUUGAUUUUUGUUGUUAAAACCACUGCAGUGUAAUACAGAUGUAACAUCUAAGGAUGAGGAUGAGGCAAAAUCAUUCAGCUGACCUCUGACACCAGGUUAAAGGACUUUACAGAUGUGCAUGUAAAUCACCUGUAGUUUUCUAUACUGCCAGCCAUUUUUCAUCACAUACUGCUUUCUGUUUGAUUUAUUUCCUACCUUUUAGGUUGGCACUGGUGUGAGAUCAUUUCAGAACAGCAUUAAAUCAGUGAGAUCUAGUCUUCUUUAUUUUCUGAUUACUGACAUUAUUGUCAAAUAUCCGUUUUAAAAACUCCUUUGUGUGUUAUGUUAUUGUACUGAAAUAAACUAAAACCAGUGACUCAAAGAAACAUAGUGGAUAAAAUAAAAUGGAAGUGACAUGAAGUGCAUAUGCUUUCUACUUCAUUGGCUAAAACACGCCAGGAUCUUUGUAAUACCUAAAUUUCUUAGGGGUUUUGAGGAUAUAACCUGACUGAAUUUAUCACUUUAGUCUAUAUUUUUAUAACUUCAUACAUUUAUAGAAAGAGGUGGUCAGUGGAAAUGAUUGUAGAGUGCUAAUUAGUUUUGAUUGAUAACUGCAAUGUGAUAGGAAAAAUGAUCAAAAAAGGGCAAUAAAUGUGGUUUAAUUCUUCAA
Micropterus salmoides (largemouth bass) is the source of this 5918-nucleotide messenger RNA. Its product is annotated as alsin-like. The transcript has 19 exons. The record is from RefSeq and is a predicted model, not a curated record. NCBI's taxonomy places the organism in Eukaryota, Metazoa, Chordata, Actinopteri, Centrarchiformes, Centrarchidae. The annotation marks the transcript as partial.